Galeopterus variegatus (Sunda flying lemur) is the source of this 1303-nucleotide messenger RNA. RefSeq names its product DNA-directed RNA polymerases I and III subunit RPAC1. The record is from RefSeq and is a predicted model, not a curated record. NCBI's taxonomy places the organism in Eukaryota, Metazoa, Chordata, Mammalia, Dermoptera, Cynocephalidae. Gene Ontology annotation, biological process: DNA-templated transcription. Gene Ontology annotation, molecular function: protein dimerization activity; DNA binding. The transcript has 9 exons. The coding region runs from base 27 to 1067 and encodes 346 amino acids. Gene Ontology annotation, cellular component: RNA polymerase III complex; RNA polymerase I complex.
ACGCACGCGCCAGUUUGAGGUUGAAGAUGGCGGCUGCUCAGGCGGUAGAGGAAAUGCGGAGCCGCGUGGUUCUAGGGGAGUUCGGCGUUCGCAAUGUUCAUACCACUGACUUUCCCGGUAACUAUUCCAGUUAUGAUGAUGCCUGGGACCAGGACCGCUUCGAGAAGAAUUUCCGUGUGGAUGUGGUACACAUGGAUGAAAAUUCACUGGAGUUUGACAUGGUGGGAAUUGAUGCAGCCAUUGCCAAUGCUUUUCGACGAAUUCUGUUAGCCGAGGUGCCAACUAUGGCUGUGGAAAAAGUCCUGGUGUACAACAACACAUCCAUUGUCCAGGAUGAGAUCCUUGCUCACCGCCUGGGGCUUAUUCCCAUUCAUGCUGACCCCCGUCUUUUUGAAUAUCGGAACCAAGGAGAUGAAGAAGGAACAGAGAUAGAUACUCUGCAGUUUCGGCUCCAAGUUAGGUGCACUCGGAAUCCCCAUGCUGCAAAAGAUUCCUCUGACCCCAAUGAACUCUACGUGAACCACAAAGUGUACACCAGGCACAUGACAUGGGUCCCCCUGGGGAACCAGGCUGACCUCUUCGCGGAGGGCACUAUCCGACCAGUGCAUGAUGAUAUCCUCAUUGCUCAGCUGAGGCCUGGCCAGGAGAUUGACCUGCUCAUGCACUGUGUCAAGGGCAUUGGCAAAGAUCAUGCCAAGUUUUCACCAGUGGCGACAGCUAGUUACAGGCUUCUGCCAGACAUCACCCUGCUUGAGCCCGUGGAAGGAGAGGCAGCUGAGGAGUUGAGCCGGUGUUUCUCACCUGGAGUUAUUGAAGUGCACGAAGUCCAAGGUAAAAAGGUGGCCAGAGUUGCCAAUCCCCGGCUGGAUACCUUCAGCCGGGAAAUCUUCCGGAAUGAGAAGCUGAAGAAGGUUGUACGGCUUGCCCGGGUUCGGGAUCAUUAUAUCUUCUCUGUUGAGUCCACAGGGGUGUUACCACCAGAUGUUCUGGUGAGUGAAGCCAUCAAAGUACUGAUGGGGAAGUGCCGGCGGUUCUUGGACGAACUAGAUGCAGUUCAGAUGGAGUGAAGUUUGCACUGGCAUGUUAUUGGGAUGGUUGGCCUUGGAAGUUCCUGAGGCAAGCUGAAAGUUUUGGGUUCUGAUGUGCCUCUACAGGACUGCUGUACAGAGAGCCCAGUGUGACUAGGGGUCCUGAGUUUUGUGGGACAACUUUUUUCAAUCAUUUUGUCAAAUGUGCCACAGAAUGAGACUUUUAUGCCUUUGUAAGGCCUUUGAUGUAAAUAAAUUCAUGUCCAAACAAAUUA